AUGUCAACCGAAAGUUUAGUUCGUCCCGGUUUGACGACGCCCUACGUCGGCAGCCUGCCAGAAAUCAAGUUGCGCCUGCGCAAGAAAGUUCCCAAACUCACCGCGAACGAUGUCCGGCGGGCACGAAUACUGUACUACGAAGCGAUUGCCAGCGAACUGUACGAGGAAGGCUUCGUAAAUGGGGCUUUCCUGCUGCUGCAUCUGAUCGAGUACGAAGAUGCUAACGUUGGCCGCACAUCGUACGCGUCGGUGGAAGGUAGAAGGCUACGGAACAACGAAAAGUUGCUGAACUAUUUGGGUGGUGCGCUGGCCAGCGCUGAAGGUAGGAAACGCGAACAAGAGUACGAGCGGGAAGUGAGUGAGCUGCUAGCGAUUGCCCGCCAUUUGGAACCGGAUCAGGAGAAACGAUGGCUAGCGCGGCAAUUCUUCCUAAUUGCGUUGGAUCGAUGUGUCGAUUGUGGUACAGGGUCGCGUGUGAAGAUUGAGUCACUGGUGCGGUAUUAUUUUGCAAAGUUUCAAAUCGAUCAGCAGCGAUAUCUAGUGCCAAUGAAGAUGCUGGAGCAAGCUGAUGAAGAUCUGGAUUCGCUAGAGGCUGGUGGAGAUGAGGCAGAAAAUUGCAAAACGCUCGAGGAGGAUGGCGAAUCGCUAUCGAUCGCCAUUAACUCUUUACUGUUUGUGUGUAAUCGGAAGCUUGCGGAAGAGACGGCAGCCUCUCCAGCGUGGAUGGCGGAACAGUACAUAAGAGACGCUCACAAGGCAGCUCUGAAAACCUUCAAAACAUCCAUUAUGGCAGAGUCCUAUCAAGCUUAUGGAGACUAUCUUGCGAAAAAGGGAUCUCUUGAGGAGGCCCUGCAGAUGUACCGAGACGGUUUGCAACAGGCUGAGUUGAAUGGCGAAAUGCAGGACCUUGCCUGUUCGGUCGCCUUAGCUCAGGCAGUCUGCUAUCACAAACUUGGUCAAUUGGUAAAAUGUGAUUCAAUGCUCCGUCGGGUGGAUCGCAUGACGAAAUCCUCAGAACAUUCGCUAAACCGAGGGCACUAUUAUCUAACAUCAGCUAUCCUGCAGCAGGAAAACGCCAAAGCAGAUAACGUCCAGAUGCUGCAGCUGAUGGAGCAGUUGUGUAUGGCGGCACAAAUUUUCGAACAGUUCGGCCGGAUGGAUAAGUCACUCGAGGCACGCUGUCUCGAGGGACUGUUGCGAGCCGAGCCCUCCUUUGCCGAGUACGCCAACCUGUUUCCGUCGGCCAUUAGCACCUCCGACGAGGCGUUGUACCGGGUGAUCGAUCGUGUCGGUUUCUAG
Messenger RNA from Anopheles maculipalpis, 1299 nucleotides. RefSeq lists its product as uncharacterized. Bases 1 to 1299 code for a protein of 432 amino acids. The record is from RefSeq and is a predicted model, not a curated record. The transcript has 3 exons. Gene Ontology annotation, molecular function: protein binding. Lineage: Eukaryota; Metazoa; Arthropoda; Insecta; Diptera; Culicidae.